Molecule: messenger RNA, 3534 nt
Organism: Saccharomyces mikatae IFO 1815
Lineage: Eukaryota; Fungi; Ascomycota; Saccharomycetes; Saccharomycetales; Saccharomycetaceae
Gene: PMC1
Product: calcium-transporting ATPase PMC1
Exons: 1
Coding region: 1-3534 (1177 amino acids)
Biological process (GO): calcium ion transmembrane transport; intracellular calcium ion homeostasis
Cellular component (GO): intracellular membrane-bounded organelle; membrane
Molecular function (GO): ATP hydrolysis activity; P-type calcium transporter activity; ATP binding
Source: RefSeq, a predicted model, not a curated record
AUGUCCAGGCAAGACGAGAAUUCUGCUCUAUUGACGGAUAACACAAACAACCAUCCAUCAUAUACUGAAAGUCAGUAUGGAGGCCACGAUAGCUAUAAGGUUUCAAAAAAUCAGCUUUCCGAUCUUCAUAACCCUAAAUCAAUAGGAUCGUUUAUCAAACUAUUUGGCUAUGAAACUGACAGUUUUUUCAGAUAUUUGAAAACAGAUAAGAACGCAGGUAUUUCUCUUUCAGAAAAAGCCGAUUAUCGCCAGACAGACCGUUAUAAGAAUUAUGGUGAUAAUUCUCUUCCCGAAAGAAAACCAAAGUCUUUUUUACAGUUGGUAUGGGCUGCUUUCAAUGAUAAAACAAUGCAAUUGUUGUCGGUGGCAGCCGUUGUUUCUUUUGUCCUAGGUCUAUAUGAAUUGUGGGUGCAACCCCCACAGUAUGAUCCAGAAGGUAAUAAAAUCAAACAAGUUGACUGGAUAGAAGGUGUUGCCAUCAUGAUAGCGGUCCUUGUAGUAGUUCUAGUUAGUGCUGCCAACGAUUACCAAAAGGAGUUACAAUUUGCAAAACUAAAUAAAAAGAAGGAAGAUCGUAAAAUUAUAGUUAUUAGAAAUGAUCAAGAAAUACUAGUUUCCAUUCACCAUGUCUUAGUUGGUGAUGUCAUUUCAUUACAAACUGGUGAUGUUGUUCCCGCUGAUUGCGUUAUGAUAUCGGGAAAGUGCGAAGCAGAUGAAUCUUCCAUCACUGGUGAAUCGAACACAAUACAGAAAUUUCCGGUCGAUAACUCACUAAAAGAUUUCAAGAAAUUCAAUUCGAAUGAAGGCGACUUCCAGAACAAGCCAGUAGAUAUAGGUGACGUAACCGAAGAUGGUGACAAGGUUGCCGAUUGUAUGUUAAUCUCCGGUUCCAGAGUCUUAUCCGGUUUGGGUAGAGGUGUUAUCACUUCCGUAGGUAUAAAUUCGGUUUAUGGUCAAACUAUGACUUCGUUAAAUGCCGAGCCUGAAAGUACUCCAUUACAGUUGCAUCUGAGCCAGUUGGCUGACAACAUUUCCGUUUACGGUUGUGUGGCUGCUAUCAUCCUUUUCUUGGUCCUUUUCAUCAGAUACUUGUUUUAUAUAAUACCUGAGAAUGGUAGAUUCCAUGAUUUGGAUCCUGCUCAAAAGGGUUCCAAGUUUAUGAAUAUUUUCAUCACUUCCAUUACCGUUAUUGUAGUAGCUGUUCCAGAAGGUUUGCCAUUAGCAGUGACUUUAGCUUUAGCAUUUGCAACAACAAGGAUGACUCAAGAUGGAAAUUUAGUAAGGGUUUUGAGAAGCUGUGAAACUAUGGGAUCUGCUACUGCUAUAUGUUCUGAUAAAACUGGUACCUUAACAGAAAAUAUCAUGAGCGUCGUCCGUGGCUCCUUGGGUGAUUCUAAAUUUAAUGAUAGUAAGUCGUUGCCUGUAAGCGAACAAAAAAAGCUGAAUUCUAAGAAAGUCUUUGAAGAAAACUGUUCGUCAUCUUUAAGAAAUGAUCUACUAGCCAAUAUUGUUUUAAACUCCACGGCCUUUGAAAAUAGAGAUUUUAGAAGAAAGGAUCAUGAUAAAAAUAAUUCCAAUACAAAGGUCUCAAGAAGUUCCGGUUUCUCUAGCAGAUGGAAAUCUAGACUACCUUUUUUUAAGAAAACUAAGAAAAAUAAUGAUCAAGAUCAACUAUUCGAAAGCGUCAACAAAGGGAAACAAGAACCUUUUAUCGGCUCGAAAACUGAAACAGCGUUACUUAGUUUGGCAAGGUUAUCUUUAGGGUUACAAGCUGGAGAAUUACAGGAUUUGAGAGACCAACCAAUGAAAAAGUUUGACAUCGAGAAAAUUAUUCAAACGGUUCCAUUUGAGAGUUCUCGCAAAUGGGCUGGUUUAGUGGUAAAAUACAAGGAACGCGAAGGUAAAAAGUCAUUCUAUAGAUUUUUCAUUAAAGGUGCCGCCGAAAUUGUUUCCAAAAACUGUUCAUAUAGGAGGAAUUCUGAUGGUACCUUAAAGGAAAUCGAUGAAGAGAUUAGAAAACAAAUUGAUGGUGAAAUCAAAAAUCUUGCAUCUGAUGCUCUAAGAGCAAUUAGCAUUGCGCACAGAGACUUCUAUGAAUGUGAAAAUUGGCCUCCUGAGCAACUGCGCGAUAAGGACUCACCAAACAUGGCCGCGCAUGAUUUGUUAUUGAAUAAUCACACUAUUGAAAACGGUUUAAUUCUAGAUUGUUUACUCGGUAUUCAAGACCCAUUACGCGCCGGUGUCAAGGAGUCGGUUCAACAGUGCCAACGAGCUGGUGUAACUGUACGUAUGGUGACUGGCGACAACUUAUUAACAGCAAAAGCUAUUGCAAGAAAUUGUAGUAUUCUUUCUACUGAUAUUAACUCUGAAGCUUACUACGCCAUGGAAGGCACAGAGUUUAGGAAAUUAACAAAAAAUGAACGUAUAAGAAUCCUACCAAAUUUAAGAGUCCUGGCAAGGUCUUCACCAGAGGAUAAAAGGUUAUUGGUAGAAACGUUGAAAGGAAUGGGGGACGUUGUUGCAGUCACUGGUGAUGGUACAAACGAUGCUCCAGCUUUAAAAUUAGCCGAUGUAGGUUUUUCAAUGGGUAUUUCUGGUACGGAAGUUGCUAGAGAAGCCUCUGAUAUCAUUUUAAUGACGGAUGAUUUUUCUGCUAUUGUCAACGCCAUUAAAUGGGGUAGGUGUGUGUCAGUUUCCAUAAAAAAGUUCAUUCAGUUUCAGUUGAUUGUUAAUAUCACUGCAGUGAUUUUAACAUUUGUUUCUUCUGUUGCAUCCAGCGAUGAAACAUCGGUAUUGACGGCGGUACAACUAUUAUGGAUCAAUUUAAUCAUGGAUACUUUAGCAGCCUUAGCUUUAGCAACUGAUAAACCUGAUCCAAAUAUCAUGGACAGAAAACCUAAAGGUCGCUCAACAUCUUUGAUUUCUGUUUCAACUUGGAAGAUGAUUCUAUCACAAGCCACAUUGCAAUUAAUUGUUACUUUUAUUCUACAUUUUUAUGGACCAGAGUUAUUUUUUGACAAGCAUGAAGAUCAAAUAACGAAUCACCAACAGCAACAAUUAAACGCCAUGACAUUCAAUGCCUUUGUUUGGUUGCAAUUUUUCACCAUGUUAGUAUCGAGAAAGUUAGAUGAAGGUGAUGGUGUGUCAAAUUGGAGAGAAAGGAUUUCUGAGACCAAUUUAAAUUUUUUCCAAGACUUGGGUAGAAAUUAUUAUUUUCUCACAAUCAUGGCCAUUAUUGGUGGUUGUCAAGUCUUGAUAAUGUUUUUCGGCGGUGCUCCAUUUUCGAUUGCUAGACAAACGAAGUCAAUGUGGAUAACUGCUAUACUGUGUGGCAUGUUGUCCCUAAUCAUGGGUGUACUAGUAAGGAUGUGCCCCGACGAAAUAGCAUUGAAGGUAUUUCCAGCUGCUUUCAUUCACAAAUUUAAGUACGUAUUUGGACUUGAGUUCCUUAGGAAAAAACAUCUGGGAAAAAAUGACGAUGAAGAAGCACUAUUGAACGAAUCCGAUACUCCAGAAUCCACCGCCUUUUACUAA